Messenger RNA from Paraglomus occultum, 542 nucleotides. Lineage: Eukaryota; Fungi; Glomeromycota; Glomeromycetes; Paraglomerales; Paraglomeraceae. The record is from the annotation of a GenBank genome assembly.
AUGCUUGACAUUCUUUUGCCACUGACUGUUUCUACCAAACCUCCCGUGGUUGGUGUUAAUGUAGUUCAAGUUGAAAUGAUUGAUGAAUAUGGGUUAGGAUAUAAUGGUGCUCCGGUUUAUAUUCCCGCUCCCAUUCCUUUUGAAACUGAAAUUAUUGCUGCACCAGUGGGACAGGACAAAUCGGAGAAUGGGACUUUGAAAAAAGCUCCUUGUAUUUCGAAAGAGGCUGAUAACAACGAGUUGUUUAUUGUCGAAGGAAAAUCGGCAGGAGCAAAAGCAGGACCUUUAUCAACCAACAUUUAUCUGGGUGUUGCAAAUAUCAGAGGUGGAACUGUUAUUAUUGGAUCCAAGGAUUCAGAUUUAAUUUCCCCUGCGGGGUUCAAAGAGAAAUUAUCAGGAAAUCAGAUCGAUAAUUCAACGUCUGAAUCAGGGGGCAAUGAUGAUGACGACACUCUUGAUUCCUCCAAUUCCUCUGAUUUCUCUGAUUUCUCUGAUUUCUCUGAUUUUUUAAAUCCACUCAUUCAGAUAAUAACAAUAAGAAG